CAUGAACAUCCUCCUCCAUCAAUCGUUGUUCACAAAACACAAACACAAACAUCAAACCUAGCGCACCAAGCAGUAGCCAAACACCAAUCCACCAUGAAGACCUUUCUCAUCCUUGCCCUCCUCGCCUUAGUCAUGGCGACCACCGCCAGUGCGAGGAUACCUCAGGACGAAAAACCAUGUCAGCACCAGCUAGCACCACACUACCCGACCUCGCAGCCGCAGGGACCCCACUACCCGACCUCGCAGCCGCAGGGACCCCACUACCCGUCCUCGUUGCCGCAAGGACCGCAGUACCCGACCUCACAGCCGCAGGAACCCCACUACCCGUCCUCGCAGCCGCAAGGACCGCAGUACCCGUCCUCGGAGCCGCAGGACCCGCAGUACCCGAUCUCGCAGCCGCAGGGACCCAAGUACCCGACCUCGCAGCCGCAGGGACCGCACUACCCGUCCUCGCAGCCGCAGGGACCGCAGUACCCGUCCUCGCAGCCGCAGGACCCGCAGUACCCGUCCUCGCAGCCGCAGGGACCGCAGUACCCGUCCUCGCAGCCGCAGGGACCCAAGUACCCGACCUCGCAGCCGCAGGGACCGCAUUACCCAUCCUCGCAGCCACAGGAACCGCAGUUCCCGUCCUCCCAGCCGCAGGGACAGCAGUACCCGACCUCGCAGCACCAAUUGGGCCAGUGCAGGGAAUUCUUCCUGCAACAAUGCAGCCAGGGGGCGAUGGCGCCAUUCGUACAACCUUCACAUAUGAUGCAACAGAGCAGCUGUCAGGUGAUGCAGCGACAGUGCUGCCAGCAGCUGUCCCAAAUUGACGUGCAGUCCCGAUGCCAGGCCAUCCGGGACGUUGUGGAUGCCAUCAUCAAGCAGCAACAACAACAACAGGGGCAGGCGCAGAGCACUCCACGCCGCUUGGGGUUCCAGUCUCAUGAGGAGCAGGAGUGUGGGGGGCAGGGUUUCUUCCGGCCCCAGCAGCUGGCUCAGACCCUACCGAGGAUGUGCAAUGUGUACGUCCCAUCGUACUGCAGCACCAGCUCCGCGGAGCCAUUCGGUGCCGGCUACAACUAUUAAGACAAGAGCUCUUGUAUUAGAUAGAUGGAUCACCGUUGGUUAGUGGAUGUAGCAACGGUGACAAAUAAAGGGCAAUGCAUGCAUGGUCAUGUGAGACCCACCCUAGUUGUUAAAACCUUGGAAUAAAAGAGAAAUAAAGGUUGUUG
Molecule: messenger RNA, 1214 nt
Organism: Brachypodium distachyon (stiff brome)
Lineage: Eukaryota; Viridiplantae; Streptophyta; Magnoliopsida; Poales; Poaceae
Product: gamma-gliadin
Exons: 1
Coding region: 94-1068 (324 amino acids)
Molecular function (GO): nutrient reservoir activity
Source: RefSeq, a predicted model, not a curated record